Molecule: messenger RNA, 453 nt
Organism: Bicyclus anynana (squinting bush brown)
Lineage: Eukaryota; Metazoa; Arthropoda; Insecta; Lepidoptera; Nymphalidae
Gene: COX7B
Exons: 3
Coding region: 128-388 (86 amino acids)
Source: RefSeq, a predicted model, not a curated record
AAAGAUUACACAUAAACUGUCAUUUGUUAGCUGAGCUCACUGAUAUCAAAAUCUUUUCGAUCGAUUAUUUUAAAAUUACAAGUGUAGUAUUCGUUUUCUGAAUUUAAAUAGAAAUUAUAUUUUGAAAAUGCUCGCUUCGCGAUCUGUAAUAUCUCGCUUGAUGCAGACCACAGUGCGCCGCUACCACGCGGGCGAGGGCUUCAAGCCUCCCAGCAUGGACGAGCUGCCCGUGCCGCACGGCUCGUGGCAGGCGCGCUACGACGCCAACCAGCGCCGCUACAACGCCGUGCUGCUGGCCGGCAUUGCAUUCCUGGCGGGAUCCAUUUCCAUUGCCAAAGGCUCCGGACUGCUGUACUUCAACUUUGCUCCUCCCAAGUCCAUUGAUUAAGCCACUGUUAAAUAUGUAUGUGAUUGUAAUGAUUAGUUUAAUUAAAUAACUUAAUAAACAAAAUA